Molecule: messenger RNA, 1821 nt
Organism: Eremothecium sinecaudum
Lineage: Eukaryota; Fungi; Ascomycota; Saccharomycetes; Saccharomycetales; Saccharomycetaceae
Gene: AIP1
Product: Aip1p
Exons: 1
Coding region: 1-1821 (606 amino acids)
Biological process (GO): positive regulation of actin filament depolymerization; actin filament depolymerization
Cellular component (GO): cortical actin cytoskeleton
Molecular function (GO): actin filament binding
Source: RefSeq, a predicted model, not a curated record
AUGGGUUCAAUUCACUUGGAAAACACUUUGGUUUCACAACCUUCAGUCAAGCAAAACUUCACCACACAUUUGUCCUACGAUGCAGCUUCCAACAGCAUUGCAUACCCCUCGGGCAAAUCAGCUAUCAUAAGGUCUUUAGAUAAUAAUUCUAUAAUUCAAUUUACAGGACAUGGUACUUCAUUAGUUACAGUUGUGAGAUUUUGUUCAAAGAUAGGGUCUAACAUUAUGUGUUCAGGUGACGAUUCAGGUAAGGUUAUAGUGUGGAGUUAUUCUAGCGACGCCGAUACCUAUGGUGUAUUCGAGACAAAAGCUCUUUCAGAAUUUCAAGUUUUAUCGGGACCCAUCACAGACAUUUCAUGGGAUUUUGAGGGGAGUAGAUUAUGUGUUGUGGGUGAUGGUCGUGACAAAUUUGGAGCAUUUAUUACCUGUGAUACUGGUAAUUCGUUAGGAGAAGUUCUGGGACAUUCCGCUAGAGUUAAUGCUUGCCACUUCAAACAAAGUAGACCUAUGAGAGCUAUGACAGUGGGUUAUAACGGGAAGGUUGUGUUUUAUAAGGGACCUCCAUUUCGUUUUGCUUCGAGUGAUACACAUCAUGGUCAGGGAAUGUUUGUUCGGGACGUGAAAUUCUCUCCUGGAAUUGGAAAGUACGCUGUCAGCGUUGGCAGCGAUAGGAAAAUUGUUGUAUACAAUGGCACUACUGGGGAAUUUAUUAAGUACCUUGAGGAUAAAACUGAAGGCUGUAGUGGUUUGUUUGCCUUGGCAUGGGUUGACGAAGGUGAUGCAUCCACUCGAUUUGCAACUGUGAGUGCCGAUGGCUAUGUGAGACUUUGGGACGUUGAAAGUGGAAAGCUAUUGCAAAAAUGGCGAGUAGGUACUAAAACUUUAGAUCAGCAAGUUGGCAUAGCUAUUACUAAAAACCAUGAGAUAUUGUCUUUGUCUCUGGAUGGAUCUAUCUCAAUAUUCAAGAUUGACAAAGGUGAACCCAUUAAAAAGCUUGUUGGUCAUAAUAAAGGCGUAACAACAUUGGCUGUGAACCCCUUAGUUACUGCAUCCUACGAUGGAGCCGUAUUCAAAUGGUCUAAGGAAGGCUUACCAACUAUGACCUGCGGGCAUUCUAACAAGGUCAUUUCGAUUGAGAAUUACGACGAAACCACUACUACUGUUUCCUGGGAUAAUACUCUAAAAGUUUCGGGCAAGGUACAAUACAAUUUUACAGAACAGCCCAGAAUCUCUCAUACAUAUAAGGGCUCUGUAGCAGUGGUGACAGAGAGCGGUAAUUUAAUGCUAUUGGACUCUUUAAAUGGGAAAUUAGUGGGAGAGCGGAACUUAAACCAAUCAGUUACUGCUGUGACGUUAAGAAAUAAAUACUUAGCUGUGGGGUACGAAACAUCUAAUGUUAUAGAGGUAUUCUCGGCAGGUAACCUCAACGAAAGUUUUGUCCUUCCAACCACGUUGCGUGCCACUCCAUCAGCGUUGUCAUUAUCGCUAUCGGAACAUUAUCUAGCUGCCGGUGAUACAACAGGGAAAAUAGUAUUGUAUGACUUGGAAACGAAAACCGUCAAGACCUCCCGUUGGUCAUUUCAUACAGGUAAAAUAACAUCAAUGGCUUGGCGCCCCGAUGAGGAGGAAGAGGACUAUGUUGCUACAGUCUCUUUAGAUACCCAUAUCUUUAUCUACUCAGUAAAGAAGCCAAUGAAAGUGAUAAAAAAACUCAAUGCACAUAAGGAUGGUAUAAACCAUGUUGAGUGGGAAUCUCCAACCAAUAUUGUAACGGCUGGAGCAGAUGCAUGCGUUAACAAUUGGAAUGUCACAUUCCCUUAA